Molecule: messenger RNA, 1419 nt
Organism: Penicillium chermesinum
Lineage: Eukaryota; Fungi; Ascomycota; Eurotiomycetes; Eurotiales; Aspergillaceae
Product: phosphatidylinositol-specific phospholipase C
Exons: 1
Coding region: 1-1419 (472 amino acids)
Biological process (GO): lipid metabolic process
Molecular function (GO): phosphoric diester hydrolase activity
Source: RefSeq, a predicted model, not a curated record
AUGGUAGCUGAACACAUUACCAUCCGCAACAACACCAGCACUCCAAUCACCUUGAAGCGCAUUGAGCGCUUCAAACCCGCACAGCAAAAGCGCGAUGAUAUUAGCACUCUGGCCACGAACUUCACUCGGCUUAUGACAAACCACACCCGUGUCGAGACGCCUAUCGAAGCCCUAAGUGCUGACAGCCAGCCAUUCGACGAGAUCAAAGACAUCGAUGUUCGCAUUGAGCCCUUCAGCACCAAAAAGACCGAGCGCCGCGCCUUUAAGGACAAUGAUAACGAGCGCAUGCGUAUCACCUUCGAGAUCGGAGGCGAGCAGCACCAGAUCCAAACCCCAGUCCCGACGACCGAGUCAGCCACAAUGAAGGCCCUGACCGAGCACCCCAAAUUCCGCUUCACGGGGAUCUAUAAUAGGGCCGAGUCUUUCUUGACCAUCUUCUCGUCCUCCAACCUGCACGCCUGGAUGCACGAGCUACGCGAUGACACCCUGCUCUCUUCGCUCUCAAUCCCUGGGACCCACAACUCGCCCACAUGCCAUGUGGCCCCGCCCUCGGUGCGCUGUCAAGCCGUCAGCCCCCGCGAGCAACUGAAGAACGGCGUGCGCUUCUUCGAUAUCCGUGUGCAGCCCCAGUACCCCAAUGAUGCCAGCAGAGACGAAUUGAUCCUCGUCCACAGCGUCUUCCCGAUCUCGCUCACCGGCAAUAAGUACUUCCGCGACCUGAUAAAGGAGGUUAACGAGUUCCUCGAUGCGAACCCAUCGGAGACCCUGAUCAUUUCGCUGAAGCGCGAAGGCGCCGGCGACGCCAAGGACGAGCAACUAGCCCGGAUCCUGAAAGAUCACUACGCGAAGGACGGCGGGCGCUGGUGGGUACGCCCCAAGAUCCCUACCUUGGGUGAAGCACGCGGCAAGAUCAUCCUACUGCGCCGAUUCAAUCUGCCAGAGGACCUGCAGAAAGAGCACGGCGGGUUCGGCUGGGGGCUCGAUGGAUCUUCGUGGGCGGAUAACACGCCGAAUGCGACUUGUUCCAGCGGUCAUCUGUGUAUCCAGGACUUUUACGAGGUGCAAGAGACUACUAAUAUCGAGAAGAAGAUCCAGUAUGUCAAGGAGCAGAUUGAUCGGGCUGCAAAGGCGCAGUAUCCGUUUGGGGUGUUGGAGAAUGGAGUUGAGGCGAAGAAGUAUCCCUUCUUCAUCAACUUCUUGAGCGCGAGUAACUUCUGGAGGACUGAUACUUGGCCUGAGAAGAUUGCGGCGAAAUUGAACCCUGCGGCAACGGAUUAUAUUUGCCGGCGCCAUAGGGAUGGCGAUGGGGAUUGUGGAACGGGUAUCCUGGUCACGGACUGGGUUGGUCUGGACGGCAAUUGGGAUCUUGCCCGAGCUAUCGUGGGAAUGAAUGGCAAGUUGCGCAUGCGAGAGAAUUGA